Messenger RNA from Entamoeba invadens IP1, 585 nucleotides. RefSeq lists its product as hypothetical. Gene Ontology annotation, molecular function: GTP binding; GTPase activity. Gene Ontology annotation, biological process: small GTPase-mediated signal transduction. The record is from RefSeq and is a predicted model, not a curated record. The transcript has a single exon. Lineage: Eukaryota; Evosea; Mastigamoebida; Endamoebidae. The coding region runs from base 1 to 585 and encodes 194 amino acids.
AUGAAUGCAAACAUAGCAAUGAAAUUUGUGUUUGUUGGAAACACUGGGGCGGGGAAGACUAGCCUUAUUCUAUAUUAUUUAUUACAUGUAUUUCCUUUGGAAUAUAUUCCAUCUGUUAUUAAAAAUGUAAUUAUAGAAACAUCUCAAAACAAUGCUCCAAUAUUAAUCGAUUUAUGUGAAGCACCAUGUUCAAGAAGUGAUGACAGUAUUAAACGGUCAGUAUAUUACGAUAAGGCAACUUGUUUUUUAAUUUGCUUUUCUCUUAUCAACCUUGACCACUUCCAUUCAGUUCAAAAUGUGUGGGUGCCAGAAAUUAGAAAAAGUGAUCCACAUACUCCUAUCAUCCUUGUGGGUACUAAAACGGACAUGAAGUAUAUUAAUCAAUAUAAAGACAUUGAUUAUAUAUCCACAAAAGACGUAUUGAAUUUUGCAAAACAAAUAGAAGCUUGUAAUUACUUUGAGAUAUCAACUCUCAAUUAUCUGAACGUUGAUUCCCUCUUUAAUGCAGCUAAGAACAACAGUUUCAAAUUUUUAAGUGAAGAAAGAAGACGAAGAAAAGAGUCAACAAACAACACACAGAAAUAA